CAAACAACUACUAACCGACUAGAAUUAGUGCAGUCGAGUGGCUAAACCCCCAUCAAUCGGACACAAUCGAACACCUGGAACCGCACCGAAAGAACAAGAAAUCAGUUGGUUUUUACUAGCUAUUGAUAUUGGAUAUUGGAACUAAUUGAACCGUUUGUUAUAUCCGCGCUGGCUACUUGUUUCUUCUGCUCGGUUUCUGCCAAACAAUAUAUAGGGUCUAUACCGGCUACCUACAAAAACUAAAAUGCAAGGCUAUGCUUCUUAUACUGGGGGUCCCGUUGGGUUUGGUGACCCUAACAGCAAGUAUAUCUCCGACGCAGAACGCGGGUGCGUAAUUUCAAAAUUUGUGCAAGAAAAACUUAUCAGUGAACUAUGUACAGAAGAGUGGAAAGGUUGGCGAAAAUGUAUACGACAAAAGCGGGGCGAGUGGUUCGGUACAUGGAACUGUAGACCAAAGUACCGGAUAUUUGAACAGUGUCAGGAUAGGUAUCUUCAAGACCCAGAAGAAGUAAAAAAAUUCGAAGAACAAUAUCUAAGUGUACGCGCCGAAUAUCGAAAAACUGGUGUGGGUCGCGCGUUCAUGACGAAAGAACGAAUACGAGAACUGUGCGAGUUGUAAAUGUCCCUCUUAUUAGUGAAACAAACAUCCGUUUAUGAAUAUAUAUUUAUGAAUGUGUGUACUUAUCAUGUUAAUUUUGAAAGGUCGAUACAAGAGGAAGCUGAACAUUAAAUUUUAUGAUUUAUGAUAACAUAAGUAAACAUAGUUAAGGUAAAUUAUACGGGGAUUUUCAGUUAACACUCCGAGGUAAACGACAGUGAAAUGCUUUACAAUCCCUAAUGGCAAGAAAUAAUCGAACCGAUGUGAGACAAACGAUACCAACGAAGAGUUUAACAUAAGGUAGGAAACCACAUACAAAACACCAAAAUGGUGAUUUCUUUUGUAAAUGAAAAAGUCUGACGAAGACAUCGUCGACACAAUGCAUAGUAGGAUAACUUGGAGAUAAAAGGUUUCCAUAUGCAGUUUGCGCGUUUGCACGUGAAAAUAAAAGAUAGAGUAAUCCUAUUAUUUGGAAUAUUCUUCCACUUCUAUGAAUACUAGUAGUUCUUAUUGGGGAGUAAUUCCAAACAUCGAAGCUUCCCGACGAAGCCUGUGAGAAGCUUCAUGUUUUGGUAAUUGUUUUUGAGUUUGAGGGCUUGGUGCAGGGUGCUGCACCGGGGGAGGUAAAGCUGCAGUCGGCGUAGGUGUUUCUUGUUUUCUACAGGGAAAAAAACGAAAAGAAUAGACAUAGUGAAAAUAAUCUAACAGAAAAAUAAAAAGAUAUCAUCAUUUAUUAACCAGCUUUAAACAUAUUCAACGAUCGAAGUUCGACCAGUUACAACUACGUCUAGAUAUAAGCUAGAUUACUUCCAACUCAUUCCAAGGACCCAUUUAUCUGUGCGUGUCAGUAGCUCACUAAAGAUGAAUAUAGUCGGUAAGGAUCAUCGGUUACAAAUCAAUGAACUGAUAAUCUUCCCAUAACCUCUAAUUCGGAUAAUCUGCAAAACAAAUAUAGUCGCGGUAAUUUAGCAAUAAAAUAUGUGAGGGACACUUGUAUCAAAUACUUUUGGGAAAGCUGGUAUUCGGGGUCAGAGUACAAAUUUAGUAUUACGAUGGAAUCAUUACAUCCGAUUUCAUUUGAGUUGUAAGGUGAAAGGGUUUCAAAUUACUUAUCCCCAGUUACUCCCAGGCACACAGAUUUGUGUAUUAAAAUUAAGUAGGUAAAUUCUUCACAGCUAGUGAUAAACGAGGUGAUCAACGUAAACAACUACUUUGAUGUUUGAUUUUAUGCUAUGCAUCUGUGAAGACCGAUACUACAACAAUUCCCAUUUGAGUGCCCAAAAUCACAGACGCCAGAAGAAAAUGUCUCUAAGAAGAUAUUCGUGAAAAAUCGAAUGAAAAGCUCCAAUAAUUAGAGACAGGGUGACAUACCUGUCAGACGUUUGUAAUUACGCAAAUGCAUUCAUUUCUUGUUUUCUAGGACUGCCUAAUCUUCUUCCAGGACCAUCCGUCCUUUUCUGGCUUUGCACUCUUACGUGUUAUCAGUGUUAACGGAAUGAAAUUCCUAUUUAUCACUGAUCGCAUGAGUCUAUAAAAGACUGUGAUCCUUUUACGAUGACUACAAAGAAACAAGCUUGACUAAUAUGAUGUCUCUAAAGUCAAUACCUAUAAUCCCUCGAAGCUUAAUUGAGAUUUCAGUCCUGGACUUAGAUGUACUGUCCGAACAUUCGACUUUCAUUAUACUUUAAAAGACAUACAGGUACAGUAUAAAGACAAGUUUGAAAGGAAAAAAAUAUUUUUGAUGAGAAAACAUACUUUAUGAAAUACGUACACCUAGUCUAUUUGCAUCUGUCAAGUAUUUUGCGAUCUAAGCUGGUGAUAAACAGUCUACUCUUGCUUCUUUUCUGGUCUCAAAAUACUUUUAAAACAUUGAGUUAUUCGGCCUCGGCACACCUCGCAGCGAUAGCAACUUACAAGCGACGCUCAGCUGCAUACUACUUACAGAUCAGUGAGGGUGGAGUACAGCACACUGGAACGUGACUGUAUUCAUAUUCCGACUUUAAAGUAGAAUGUGGUUUUUCCAACCAAACGGCUUAGUGGUAAUGUUUGUCAAUAAAUAGCAUAACAGACGUUACGAAAACCCUUUUACUUGGGUGCUAAUAAACAAGAGAGACAGUCUUCCCACCAAAACUCUCUUUCCUUUGAACCUUCAAAUCAAUUCACAAUGUUCAUAAUUACACACCGUCAGUCAGCCACAGCGCAGAGCUUGGUACGUACGUGCAUCAGUCUAAGUUACAAAAACCUCAAUACCACGGAGAGAGGAAAAUGUCAAGCCAAAUCUUAUAGGUGGUAAAAGUUCGAGCAGUAAUGUAAAAGACUAGGGAUCGAAGACAGGAUUCAAGGAAAUCAAGGAGGUAAAAAGACGAAACAAUUGUGAUGAGUAUAGAAGCUCACGAUUUAGAGAAAGAAAUUAAUCAAGUAUAUUCCAGUGAAAUAAAUU
This is a messenger RNA of Schistosoma turkestanicum, 3038 nucleotides long. The record is from the annotation of a GenBank genome assembly. Lineage: Eukaryota; Metazoa; Platyhelminthes; Trematoda; Strigeidida; Schistosomatidae.